UCCCCCCCGCCCCGCGGCCAAUGGGCCGGGGGGAGGCGGUGCCUCCCAUUGACAGAACCGGCGCGGCGGUGUUUACCGGGGGCGGAGCGGCGCCGGCUAUAAGAGCGGCACCGGGGGGCGUGUGGCUCCCGGGCUGCCCGCACCGCCCCCGCGCACCCCGUGGCUCGGACCAGCCGCAGCGGCCCCGAUCGGAGCAUCCACCGACUUCACCGGGGAAGCAUCCCCGGGGCGGCGCGGAACAUCCCGGAGCAUCCCCGGGGCGGGGCGGAACAUCCUGGAGCAUCCUCGAACCGGUGCGGAGCAUCCCUGGGGCGGCGCGGAACAUCCCGGAGCAUCCCCGGACCGGUACAAAGCAUCCCGGAGCAUCCCGGGACCGCACCGCUGCAGAGCAUCCCCAAAGCCAAAGACCACCGGCCCGGCCCGGGGCUCCACCGGAGCAUCUCAGCAGCCGCCGCCCCGGCGGAGCCGCCUCCGCCGUGAGCCCCCGGGCCCCGGUGCGGCCCCCGGCGCCCCGCCCUGCCGCCGCCGCCCGCUCCGCACAAUGGGGGCGGCGCGGCGCGGCGCGUAGCGGCGGGCGGGGAGGCGGCGGCGGGCGGGGAGGAAGAGGAGGAGGAGGAGAAGGCGGCGGCGGGGGGGUCCCGGGGCCCGGCAUGGUGCAGCAGCGCGGGGCGCGGGGCCGGGGCGCGGAGGCUCGGCGGGAGCCCUGUGCCCCGCUGCCCGCCCGCGAUGCCGAACCGGCGUGGUGCAAGACCCCGAGCGGGCACAUCAAGCGGCCGAUGAACGCCUUCAUGGUGUGGUCCCAGCACGAGCGCCGCAAGAUCAUGGACCAGUGGCCCGACAUGCACAACGCCGAGAUCUCCAAGCGCCUCGGCCGGCGCUGGCAGCUCCUCCACGACUCCGAGAAGAUCCCCUUUGUGAAGGAGGCCGAGCGCCUGCGCCUCAAGCACAUGGCCGACUACCCCGACUACAAGUACCGCCCGCGGAAAAAGGGCAAAGUGGGCACCGGCGCGUCCCGCCCGCGCCUCCCGGUGAAGAUCAAGCCCUCGGUGCUGGGCCGCGCCUCCACCGGCCGCAGGCAGCCCACCAAGCCGCCGGUGGAGCCACAGGAGCCCGCGCCCGACGCGCCCGCCGAGGACAGCCCCGCGGCACCCGCCGCCCAGGAGCCCCCCGCGCCCCCCAGCCCCGCGCCGGGGAGCUCCCCGCAGAGCGGGUCCCCCUCUCCCAUGUCGGCCGCGUCCCCUCCCUCCUCCUUCAGCUCCUCCGAUGAGGAGCCGGAGGAGGAGGCGCUGGGGGUCGUGCCGGGGCGGGCUCCCCCCGGUGCCACCGGUGCUGCCCUGGACUGGUCCGUCCUGGACAAGGACCACGACCUCUUCCCGCGGGGAGGCUCCUCGCACUUCGAGUUCCCGGACUAUUGCACGCCCGAGGUGACGGAGAUGAUAGCGGGGGACUGGCUCAUGUCCAGCAUCUCGGACUUGGUCUUUACCUACUGAGUCCCGCGCUCUGCAGGAAUCAGGUAUUUUGCCUUGAAGGCGCUGGAAGGCAGAGCUCCCGCUCACCCACCCCCGGCACACACCAGCUCCUCGUCCGACCGUCUGCCCCGCGCUCGGACGUGUGGCUGCUCACAUCUCAUCGGGGUUUUAUUGCCAGGGCCUGGCCCCUUCCCAUGGCUGCUCCCAUCCCCACCAGCCAUUCCCUCCUGCUCUCCAGCAGCCGGAGCACUCACAGCGGCCCUCGGCGCCCAUCCCAUCCUCCCCAUCCCUUGGGGAAUGGCCGAUUCCUUCUGCGUUUUGACCGCAUUUCAAGCACGGCUUCAAUUUCCUCCUCCUCCCUGACGCAGCCCCUGGGGAUGGAUGGAGGGAGGCAGAGCCCCACCGAGCCCUCCCUGCCCGACACCCCAUUCCCUGGGUGUCCCUGGCCGUGGGGGUUCCGUAUCCCACGGGACCAGCGCUUUCCCUGUGCCACACGCUCCCGGCCGCUCGCUUUGGGAAGAGCGAAGUUGGGCGCACGUGACGCGCACGUGGUGCGGGAGGUUGUGUUGUUCCUCUCGCCGGGCGGUUGUGCGGAGGAGGCUGUGCCCAGAGCCACCCCGAAUUCCAGCUGGAACCAGCCCUUCCCACGGCAGCCAGUCCCUAUUCUAGCCUUGGAGCCAGUGCCCACACAGGACAUGCUCCACUCUGGCUCGCUUUGGCCGGUGGAGCAGGUCCCACCGUGCUCGGCUGCAGUGGGCGAUGGUGCUGGCGUGGCAGAGAGAAUGCUGCUGGAAUUCUGCCUUAAGCAACCACCCAAACGGGGCCCAGAGCAGCAGCAGCCGGUGCCGUGGGUGAUGCUCCGUCAUGGGGCUUCCUCCACAUGGCACCAUGGGAGCAGGAGCAUCCCGGCAGAGUGCUGCCGAGCAGCUUCCCGGCAGGAGCAGCCCUUCCACAGUGGCUCCUCCAGCCGGGCUUGUCUUUGCUUUUCCUAAUGGCUCCUUCCUGCAACGAGCCGCCUCCUCCCGCUGCCGGGGAGCACGUGGCUGUGGCUGUGGCUGCAGCACCGGCUGCGGCUGUGGGGCAGGGGCUGUGCUUGGGUAGGGCCAUGCUGUGUGUGUGGGGCUGGUGAGGACCCCGGGCACCCCAAGUGCCAGCCCUGGGGACAUGGCCAUGGCCAUCAGCACCCGGAGGGGCUGCAGUGGGCUCAGUGGGGUCCUCUGCUUGAAGCAGCCUCUGAGGUCCCCCGUUGCCUUGAGUCUUCUCAAGGCAUCCUCCAGAGGGGAUGCAGGAGCCCCGCUGGCCCUUCCCGGGGUACCAGGGCAGUGGGGGUGCUGCAUCCCUGUUCUGGGGCUGCGGUUCCUCCAGCCACAGCUGCCCAUUGCCAUGGGGCUGCCAUGACCAUGGGAAGGGCAUCACCCCCCUCCAGGGUCCUGGCACCCCCCCCAGUGCAGCUCGGAGCAGGGACCUGCCCUGAUGCCCUGGCAAAGGUCCCUUCAAGGGAUGCUCCGUGUCCCCCAUCCCGGGCGGCCUCGGGGUCCCCUGGAGCCCCCCCAGCAUGGUAGAUGUGUCGGUGUGUAGCGGUAGCUCUGUGUGUGUCGGCAUUGCGUUAGCGCCGUGUUCCCGUAGCCCCGGUGCGGCGCCAGCCUGCGGUGCCAGGCGGGUGUCACGCAUCACACACGUGUUCCCCGUAUAGAGCGUGUCCCCAUCCCUGCUUCCCCCCCCUCAUCCCGGGCCGUUCCCCACCGGACCCAGAUCUCCCCACAUGGAAAAGCCAAAUCAGCGCCGGGCCAGCCGUGAUGCCGCAGCCGGGGGGGCUCUGCCUUCCCACCCAGCUCCAGGAGCACCCCGAGCCCCCUCCCGUGCAUGAGCCGGGUUUGGGGGGCCCGUGGGGGCUCCCCACUGUGCACAGAUCUCGACCAGCACCUCGGUGCCUUCUCAGGGCACGCGGCUGCCCCGCGCCAGAGCCUCCCGCCCUCCAUCCCCAUCCAUGGGGAAGCCAAAGCCCCCAAGUACCGUCAGGGCCUGAGGCCGCAGUGAGGGUCUCGCAUCACUCGUGUGCUUUGCCGGGGCUGCAUCUCCUGGUCCCACUGGGGUCCCGUUGGGGUCCCUUCGUGCCGUGCAUCACCCGUGGGCCGGGGCGCUCCCUCCACGGACUAUCAGGCGAAACGUUUCCUCAGGAGCAGGUUCUGGGUCAGCGCCAGAACCGGAGCCAAGAGCCGGGGCCCCCCCCCCCAGCCCCGGCCACAAGCACAACAUCAUCCGCUUCGUCCCCAUCCCCGUCCCCCUCCUCACCCCCUCCUCGAGCCUCGCUGGGUGUCUUUGUCAGGGGAGAACCGUCGUGGACAGUGGUGGAUUGUCUGUGCCGUGUGGUUGUAGUGCUUAGAGACCCCCCCAGCGUGCGGCCCCCUCCCGCUGCGCCCUCCCCGCUGCCCGGUGCUGCCCGGCACAUGCGUGUGCGAGCGUGUGCGACAUCCAUCACCAGAGACAAAGCGAAUAAUGAUGAUAAUGAACAAUAAUAAUAAUAAUAAAUGACUAAUAAGAAUAAACCAAACCUCUCUCAGGAAGGAGCCGCCCCGGCGGCGGCCGAGCGGGCCGGGGGCUCCCGGAGCCGGCGGGGCCCCGGCGCAGCCUCCGCACGGGCGCCAGCGCUCGGGGUCACCUUUGUCGUGUUCGUGGUAGUGAAGGAACCUGUAGCUGUUGUCUUGGAGAAAUAGGAUUUUAGCCGAGGGGCGGCCCCGGCCCAUCCCGGGGGAUGCAACGGCUCCGGCUCUGCCCCACUCGGCUCACGGUUAUCCUGACUGUUGUGACUAUGGAAUAAAGUGUGUUGGUCUGAU
Molecule: messenger RNA, 4303 nt
Organism: Strigops habroptila (Kakapo)
Lineage: Eukaryota; Metazoa; Chordata; Aves; Psittaciformes; Psittacidae
Gene: SOX12
Product: SRY-box transcription factor 12
Exons: 2
Coding region: 21-1490 (489 amino acids)
Biological process (GO): cell differentiation; positive regulation of transcription by RNA polymerase II; anatomical structure morphogenesis
Molecular function (GO): DNA-binding transcription factor activity, RNA polymerase II-specific; RNA polymerase II cis-regulatory region sequence-specific DNA binding
Source: RefSeq, a predicted model, not a curated record